Messenger RNA from Sodiomyces alkalinus F11, 773 nucleotides. RefSeq lists its product as hypothetical. The record is from RefSeq and is a predicted model, not a curated record. Bases 96 to 659 code for a protein of 187 amino acids. The transcript is spliced from 2 exons. NCBI's taxonomy places the organism in Eukaryota, Fungi, Ascomycota, Sordariomycetes, Glomerellales, Plectosphaerellaceae.
AUCUCAUUAGUAGCGGGGAUGAGUUUCAAUAUGUAUCACCUUUUUCUUCUCCCGGGAACUUGGAGAAUAUGAUCCUACUGAUCUGAACCAGUGAGAUGGGGUGGCCCCGUUCUGAUGUCAAGGCUUAUUUACUGGUGACCAGAGGCUCGCCCCCCGUCCAGACCCAUCAGCAGUCCACCAAGCAAGUCACCGGGCAAUGCAAAUGCAACCCAUCUAUGCAAAAGAAAAACAAGAAAAAAAACAUGUGCAGCACCACCAUCGCGGAGAUUGAGAUGGCCUGCGGGCAUUCCAUUCGGCCCAUCACCAGUGUUGGUGACCAACAACCGAGACACGACGGUCGAGAACAACCUCGGGCCACCAAAAUCGUCGUGAACGACACUUGUGCCAACUGUGACCGGGAGGUUCAUCUUCAUAAGAGCAGGCUGCUAUACGACGCCCAGCAUGCCGAACUUCUGAGGUGCUACGUCGAGGCAAAGAGAACUAGCAACGAUGAGGAGAUGGCUCGUCUGGAGCAGGGCAUGCAGACACUCUAUCGGGAAACCCGGAAAAAGAUCGGUGCCAUCAGCAAGAUUCCGUCGGGCACUGGCGUUUUCUGGCCUUCUAUGGACCAGGGCGAGGUGUUCCCAGAAGACACGGCUCACUGCAAUAUGCGCAUAUAGGGACAAACCUUUCGACACCGCUCAGUAGAAUAGAAUUCGGUACCCAGGUAUUUCAUGCCGACUUCAUAAAGAAGAAGAAGAAAAAACAACCCCCUCUAAUUCCCCCCUGAAGUU